Molecule: messenger RNA, 1203 nt
Organism: Drechmeria coniospora
Lineage: Eukaryota; Fungi; Ascomycota; Sordariomycetes; Hypocreales; Ophiocordycipitaceae
Product: putative histone acetyltransferase
Exons: 3
Coding region: 1-1203 (400 amino acids)
Biological process (GO): positive regulation of transcription by RNA polymerase II; chromatin remodeling
Cellular component (GO): histone acetyltransferase complex
Molecular function (GO): histone H3 acetyltransferase activity; protein binding
Source: RefSeq, a predicted model, not a curated record
AUGGAUGAAGGAAAGGAUGACACAUCAAAGCGCAAAGCAUCCGAGGAUCCUUCGUCGCCUUCGGCAUCGAAACGCAUCAAGCAUGACGACUCGACCGAACCGAACGAUGACGUGACGCAGAUGAUGAAACCGAUCCCCUUUCCGGAAAAGCCUGCUGUGAUCGAAGAGCGCAAUGGUGAGAUCGAGUUCCGCGUCGUCAACAAUGACAAUGAGCGCGAAUCCCUCAUCAUUCUCACCGGCCUCAAAUGCAUCUUCCAGAAGCAGCUUCCCAAGAUGCCCAAGGACUACAUCGCCCGGCUCGUCUACGACCGCACGCAUCUUUCCAUCGCCAUCGUCAAGAAACCUCUCGAGGUUGUCGGCGGCAUCACAUAUCGACCGUUCAAGGGUCGCCAGUUCGCCGAGAUUGUCUUUUGCGCCAUCAGCUCCGAUCAGCAAGUCAAAGGGUACGGCGCACACAUGAUGUCCCAUCUGAAGGACUAUGUCAAGGCGAGCAGCGAUGUGAUGCACUUUCUCACCUACGCGGACAACUACGCCAUCGGCUAUUUUAAGAAGCAGGGGUUCACCAAGGAGAUCACCCUGGACAAGAAGGUCUGGAUGGGAUAUAUUAAAGAUUACGAGGGAGGCACCAUCAUGCAGUGCACCAUGCUGCCUCGCAUACGCUACCUCGAGGUCGGGCGCAUGCUGCUCAAGCAGAAGGAGUGCGUGCUGGCCAAGAUUCGUGCCUAUUCCAAGUCGCACAUCGUUCACUCGCCGCCCAAGGAGUGGAAGAACGGCGUCAAGGCUCUCAACCCGCUCGACAUUCCGGCGAUCCGAGAAUCAGGCUGGUCGCCGGACAUGGACGAGCUCGCCCGACAGCCGCGACACGGACCGAAUUACAACCAACUCCUGCACCUGCUCAACGACUUGCAGAACCACAACUCGGCGUGGCCCUUUCUCGUUCCCGUCAACAGAGACGACGUGGCCGACUACUACGACGUCAUCAAGGAGCCCAUGGACCUCAGCACCAUGGAGUCCAAGCUGGAGGCGGAUCAGUACGCGACGCCCGAGGACUUUACUAGAGACGCCAAGCUCAUCUUCGACAACUGCCGCCAGUACAACAAUGAAAACACGCCAUAUGCCAAGUCGGCCAACAAGCUGGAAAAGUACAUGUGGCAGCAGAUCAAGGCCGUUCCCGAGUGGUCACACCUCGAGCCGGAGAAGUAG